AUGAGCAAAGGUGUUGGGUUUGUUGAGUUUUCAACUACCGAUGAAUCUUCAGCGAUGCUCAAAAUGAAUGGGAAGAUGGUGGGGAAAAAAACUAUUUAUGUUUCAUUGGCCCAACGUAAACGUAAAGAGGAACGUAAACUUCAUCUUCAGCCUCAAUUUAGUAACGUUGUUUUACCAACUCCAAUACAAUUUCUUCAUCAACAUCCUCCGAUCUUCAGCCAAGCAGCCACUUCGACGACAGCAUUGCCUCCAUUCAGAGGAUACAACAAUUUUCAACCACAAAUCAUGUUUCCACCAAGAUUGCCAAACGGUUUCCCAACAAUGCACGUCCCUAACUUCAUGGUACCGCAACAUUUUCCACCUCCUCCGAGCGCGUUCUUGUUACCGCAAUCGCGACAGGUGGUAUGGAACCAGUACUAG
This is a messenger RNA of Microthlaspi erraticum, 420 nucleotides long. The record is from the annotation of a GenBank genome assembly. NCBI's taxonomy places the organism in Eukaryota, Viridiplantae, Streptophyta, Magnoliopsida, Brassicales, Brassicaceae.